AUGGCGUCUCCAGAAAUCAAGAAGGCCAUCGCAGAGGCCGCAUCGCAGUAUGCGAAGCCUGAAGGAAAGAUUUUCCAGUACGGCACUGCCGGAUUCCGCAUGAGGGCUGACUACCUCAACACAGUUGUUUUCGCCGUUGGGCUACUGGCAGGGUUACGUUCUAGGAAGCUUAGUGGACAAUGGGUUGGUGUUAUGGUCACUGCCAGUCACAACCCUGCCGAGGACAAUGGUGUCAAGCUCGUGGAUCCCAUGGGCGAGAUGUUAGAGGCCGAGUGGGAAGCUCAUGCGACAAAACUUGCCAACGCUCCUAUGGAAUCAAUUGCUGAUGUAUACGAAGAGCUUAUCAAGGAAAUUGAUGUCAGCAUGGAAAACCCAGCGCGCGUUGUCUUUGCCCGGGAUACUCGCGCAUCCGGAUCUCGUCUUGUCGGAGUUCUCAAUGCUGCUCUCACCGUCACUGAAGUCGAGUUCGUUGACUUCAAAUUCAUGACCACCCCCCAGCUUCACUAUGUUGUCCGGUGCAAGAAUACGCUGGGAACACAGUAUGAAUACGGCGAGCCGACUGAGCAAGGAUACUACGAGAAACUUGCCACGUCUUUUAAGAAAGUUAUGCGGGGCGUCAAGGUCAAUGGCUCACUGACCGUUGAUUGCGCUAAUGGUGUCGGUGGACCGAAGUUGCGAGAGCUCAUCAAGUAUUUGCACAGCCCUGAGCAGGGUGGCGUUGACAUCAAAAUUGUGAAUGAUGAUGUGAUCAACCCCGAUAGUCUAAACUUCGACUGUGGUGCCGACUAUGUCAAGACAAAACAGCGUGCUCCUCCCUCAUCCAAAGCAUCCGCUCUCGAUCGAUGUGCCUCUCUUGACGGAGAUGCUGACAGACUCAUUUACUACUUCAUGGAUGAGGGUAACGUCUUUCGCAUGCUUGACGGUGACCGAAUUGCCACGCUUGCAGCUUCAUUUAUUGGCGACCUUGCCCGGAGUGCAGGUAUCGCUAGCAAGCUCAAGAUUGGUGUCAUCCAGACGGCCUAUGCCAAUGGUUCCAGCACAGAUUACAUCGAGAAAGUUCUUAAACUUCCUUCUGUUUGCACGAACACUGGUGUUAAGCACCUUCACCAUGCUGCUCUUCGUUUCGAUGUUGGAGUCUAUUUUGAAGCGAACGGACAUGGUACUGUCACUUUCUCUGAGAAUGCUCUUAAGACUAUCAAAACCACAGAGCCUCAAUCACCAGCGCAACAGCGAGCGCUGGAAUGUCUGGAUGCACUCACAGACUUGAUCAACCAAGCUGUUGGCGACGCUCUUAGCGACCUGCUCCUCGUUGAGACCAUUCUUGCCCACAAGGGCUGGACUCCCACAGAAUGGCUGGCCACCUAUACGGACCUGCCCUCAAGGCUUGUUCGCGUGGAAGUUGCUGAUCGUUCCAUCUUCAAGGCCUACGAUGCGGAGCGUAAGCUGGAGUCGCCUCCUGGUCUCCAAGCCAAGAUUGAGUCUUUGCAAUCCCGAUACAACAAGGGCCGAAGCUUCGCUCGCGCAAGUGGCACCGAAGAUGCCGUGCGUGUCUACGCCGAGGCCGCGAGCCGAUCAGAGGCAGACGAUCUCGCCACUCGCGUUGCAAAUGCAGUCCGCGAUGCUGGUGCGAAGGAAGUCAUCCAGUAG
Molecule: messenger RNA, 1647 nt
Organism: Aspergillus mulundensis
Lineage: Eukaryota; Fungi; Ascomycota; Eurotiomycetes; Eurotiales; Aspergillaceae
Gene: agm1
Product: phosphoacetylglucosamine mutase PCM1
Exons: 6
Coding region: 1-1647 (548 amino acids)
Biological process (GO): carbohydrate metabolic process; UDP-N-acetylglucosamine biosynthetic process
Molecular function (GO): phosphoacetylglucosamine mutase activity; magnesium ion binding
Source: RefSeq, a predicted model, not a curated record